CUCAACCCUUCCUGCUGCCCCCCUGGCCACCUCCCUGUCCCCGUCCCCCCGUCCGGCCGCUCAUCAGCUCCUCCAUCCCGCCAGGAGACAAGAGCGACCCCGAUGGCAAAGCCAAAUCUGGCAAAAGCACCAAGAAGGAGCCGAUGUCCAUGUUCCAGGUGAAUGGGGAGAAGAACCGACAACACCCGGUGCUGCCUGACGCUGUCCCCUGUGUCCCCCGCGCCGCCACCACCGGCAGCGAUGAGGAGGAUGAUUCCGACUCCAGCACCAAACCCAUCAGGUCGGAGAAGAAGAAAAACCCCGUGUCCCUCUUCCAGACUGGUGGGGACCCCCCCAAGGAGAAAAAAACCAAAAAGAAAGCUCCUCCCAAAGUGGCCGAGAGUGAAGAGGAGACCCCGGAGACCCCACAGAAAAACUCCAACAAGAAGGGGAAAGGGAAGAAAUCAAAGAAGCCGAAGGAGGAGAGGCCCCCGUCGCCCGUCGUCGAGGUGGACAACCUGGAGGAGUUCGUGCUGCGGCCGGCGCCGCAGGGGGUGACCAUCAAGUGCCGAGUGACGCGGGACAAGAAGGGGAUGGACCGGGGGCUUUACCCCACCUACUACCUCCACUUGGAUAACGACAAGAAGGUGUUUCUCCUCGCCGGGAGGAAGCGUAAGAAGAGCAAAACCUCCAACUACCUCAUCUCCAUUGACCCCACCGACCUGUCACGGGGGGGAGAGAACUUCAUCGGGAAGCUGAG
Pelecanus crispus (Dalmatian pelican) is the source of this 739-nucleotide messenger RNA. The record is from RefSeq and is a predicted model, not a curated record. Lineage: Eukaryota; Metazoa; Chordata; Aves; Pelecaniformes; Pelecanidae.